This is a messenger RNA of Doryrhamphus excisus (bluestripe pipefish), 1667 nucleotides long. RefSeq names its product RNA terminal phosphate cyclase-like 1 (gene rcl1). Gene Ontology annotation, cellular component: nucleolus. Gene Ontology annotation, molecular function: RNA endonuclease activity. Gene Ontology annotation, biological process: endonucleolytic cleavage of tricistronic rRNA transcript (SSU-rRNA, 5.8S rRNA, LSU-rRNA); ribosome biogenesis. Lineage: Eukaryota; Metazoa; Chordata; Actinopteri; Syngnathiformes; Syngnathidae. The record is from RefSeq and is a predicted model, not a curated record.
CCUGGAAAAACACACGUGGAUUCCAGCGAUUCCUCCACGCACCGAGCGAGCAGCAACAACAACAACAUGGCAAGUUACGGGCUCACCUACGACGGAUGUAACUUCUUCAGACAACGCCUGGUUUUGUCCACGCUGAGUGGGAAGCGUAUUAAAAUCAGAAACAUCCGGUCCAAAGACGAUGAUCCGGGGCUGCGAGAUUUUGAGGCCAGCUUCAUCAGACUUCUUGACAAAGUGACCAACGGCUCCACGAUAGAAAUAAACCAAACAGGCACGGUGUUAUUCUACCAACCGGGUUUGCUUUAUGGAGGCUGCAUCGAACACGACUGCAACCUGCAGCGCUCCGUAGGGUACUAUCUGGAGGCCCUGCUCAUGCUGGGCCCCUUCAUGAAGACCGCGUUAAAGGCCACCCUUAGGGGCGUCACCAAUGACCCCACGGACCCCACGGUGGACCUGCUCAAGUGCACAGCUCUUCCUGUGAUGAAGAAGUUCGGCAUCGAUGGAGACGGCUUAGACCUGAAGGUGGUGAAGAGAGGAAUGGCACCUGGCGGAGGAGGAGAGGUGGUGUUUACGUGCCCUGUCAGAAGGACCAUCAGACCCGUGCAGCUCACAGACCCAGGAAAAAUUAAAAGAAUCCGGGGUGUGGCAUAUUCCGUUCGAGUUUCCCCUCAGAUGGCCAACAGGAUUGUGGAGUCGGCCCGGGGAGUCUUGAACCAGUUCAUCCCGGACAUCUACAUCCACACGGACCACAUGAAGGGAACCAACUCUGGCAAGUCACCAGGUUUUGGUCUGAUGCUGGUGGCAGAGACUCUGGAAGGUUCUUUCCUCGGCGCUGAGAUGGCGUCCACGCCGCAGGGACAAGGAAACCCCGUUUUGCCCGAAGACUUGGGACGGGACUGUGCCAAGCUGCUGCUGGAGGAAGUACAUCGGGGCGGCUGCGUGGAUUCGGCCAAUCAGAGCCUGGCACUGCUCCUGAUGACCCUUGGCCAGCAGGACGUGUCCAAGGUUUUGCUCGGACCCCUCUCACCGUACACGAUGGAGUUCCUCCGACACCUGAGAGACUUUUUCCAGCUCAUGUUCAAAAUGGACGUUGAGAAGCCGGUGGAGGAGGAGAACAAAGGGGGGGAUAAAGUCCUCAUGACGUGCGUGGGGGUCGGUUACAGCAACUUGAACAAAUCUUUGAAAUAAAUGACAUUUUGUACACGAAACCCGAGGUGCCAAGUGGAAUGCGGUUUAUUUGUGUCAAGUAUUAUGUAGUACACACGAGGGAACUAAAUACUGUGGAGUACCGCUUGUCAGUCACAAAUGUCACAUAUGCAAAAUUCAGUUUUCGUUUUCUUUUGAAGCCUCAAUGAGACGUAUGAUCCAGCAUCGAUGGGAUUCUUCGUGACACAGCAAUUUCAGAUGCUUUCAGGUCUCGCUGGUUGGAAAGUCCCUUUUAUUAUUAUCCAUGUGCCAAGCGUCCACGUGUUUGUCAUCACAGGAAGUCGGGCGUUAGUCCUGGCCGCACAGAUGUUUGAGGGCGUUGCCAUAGCUGCCUGAUACUUCAGACUACAAAAAAAAUCAAAACAAUCAGCAGCUAUUAGACACAAAUUAAUAGGGGCCUCCCGAUCCUAUGUUGAUGUCCGAUGCCACCCCAAAAAAAUGCGGUAUCAGUUUUUAUCAAAUAC